AAUAAUCCAUUACUCCUUUGUUUGCUGAAUUGUGUUCAUCUUUAAGAAAAUGGGAAGGUUAAUAUGGUUUUCCCAAAUCCUCUGCCUUUCCUUCAUGUUACAGUUUCGAGUCCAAAGCUCCUCACCUUCUCAAUCUUCUCUUAAUUCACCGCCGCAUUUGUGCCAUCCUGAAGAGCAUUCUGCAUUGCUUGAUUUCAAAAGCACUACUAAUGUGGUGGAACACUGUUUUGUUACUCCUCGUCCUAUAAUACAAACUUGGAACGAGAGUAAAGACUGCUGCUUGUGGGAGGGCAUCACAUGCGACAGGAUGAAAGGUCAUGUGAUGGGCCUUGAUCUUAGCAGUAAUUGUCUUGAAGCCAAUCUAACUACAAAUAGUAGUCUCUUCCGCCUGGAGAAAUUGCAGAGUCUCAACCUUUCUGACAAUUAUUUUCAUUAUCCUAACAUCUCAUUUGGGUUCGACCGUUGGAAGAGUUUGACCUAUCUUAAUCUUUCAAAUACAGGAUACAUGGAUGGCUCUCUGCUGUUUGAUGAGAUCUUCUUGCUAACGAAAUUGGUUUCGCUUGAUCUCUCCGAUAAUUAUGGUUUGCUUCUUGACAACAUAAAGUUUCAAAUGCUUGUGCAUAACUUAACAGAAUUAAGGUUUCUUAUCCUUGAUUCUGUGAAUAUGUCUCUGGUUGUGCCUUCUUCCUUGCUAAACUUGACUUCCUCCUUGAAAUAUUUGAGCCUUAGCGAUUGCAAUUUGCAAGGAAACUUUCCAAACCAAGUUUUUCAGCUUCCAUCUCUCCGGCUUAUUGAUCUAACUCACAACCAUUACUUAAGAGGUAAUUUGCUUGAGUCAAACUGGAGUAGUACCCUCAAUUUUGGUGGUGAAAUUCCUUCAUCAAUCUCCAACCUCACCCAUCUUACUUUUUUGUCACUGUCAUCAAAUAAGCUAUUAGGUCGGGUACCAUCUUGGUUGUUUUCUCUGCCUUCUUUGUCCCAUUUAGACCUCCGAAACAACAGACUUACCGGACCUAUUGAUCAUGUUGAGAUGCCUAAUCUUAUUUUACAAGAAGUCUAUUUGUCCUAUAAUGAGAUAAGUGGUUCAAUCCCUAGCUUUUUCUUUCAUCUUGUGAAUCUUAGUAUAAUCGACCUUUCUUCCAAUAAUUUAAGUGGCACUAUUACACCCAGCAUGCUUUUGAAGCUUGUAGACCUUGAGGAUCUUGAUCUUUCCAAUAAUAGUUUGCUGUCUUUAAGCAAUAAUGGCACUGCUGUCAACUAUUCCUUUCCAAACCUUCAGUCUUUAAGAUUCUCCUCUUGCAACAUUCACAAGUUCCCAAGUUUCCUAAGGAAGGCAGAGAAUUUGCAAGAAUUGGAUAUUUCCAAGAACAAGAUUUCUGGUCAAAUUCACAAAUGGGAAGUAGAAGGGAUGUCAUUGAGUAGUUUAGACCUUUCUUAUAACUUUUUGACUGGUAUAGAUUUAUUUUGUUUUGGAUAUCUUGAAAUUGUUGACCUGAGAUCCAACUUACUGCAAGGAUCACUUCCCAUUCUAUCAACAACUUGGGAUUUUAUGCGUGUACUCCUCGUUUCAGGGAAUAAUUUGACUGGUGAAAUCCCUUCUUCUUAUUGCAAUUUGACUUCUCUUAGAGUUCUAGACUUAGCUAAUAAUAGAUUAGGAGGGAAAAUUCCAGAAUGCCUUGGAAACUUGAGUGAUCUCUCCAUCUUGGAUCUGGGGAUGAAUAAGUUUCAUGGUAGAAUCCCAAAUUCAUUUGUAAACAACAGUUUCUUCAGAACUCUCAAGCUAAAUGGCAACCAGUUGGAAGGGAGACUGCCAUCAUCUUUGGUUAAUUGCAGCCAGUUGGAAGUUCUAGAUGUGGAGAACAACCGCUUGAAUGACAGCUUUCCACAAUGGUUAGGUGUUCUUCCAAGGCUACGAUUUCUCAUCCUUCGAUUUAAUCUAUUUCAUGGUGCCAUUAGCAAUUCUAUGCCUGCAUUUUACUUCUCUCAGUUGAGAAUCAUUGAUGUCUCGCAUAAUAAUUUCACAGGCUUAGAGGUGAGACUCGCAAGAAUCUUCAAAAGUUUCACAACCAUUGAUUUCUCAAGCAAUAGAUUCCAUGGGCAGAUUCCUGAAGAACUGGGAGAACUUAAUUCACUUUUAUUGCUAAACUUGUCUCACAACAGUCUCACUGGUGGAAUUCCAUCAUCCUUGGGGAAAAUGACAAUACUUGAAUCACUGGAUCUCUCAUCAAACAAGCUUGAAGGCAGGAUUCCAGAGCAAUUGACAAAUCUGACAUUCCUUUCGGUUUUGAAACUUUCACACAAUGAACUUGUGGGCCACAUACCUGAAGGGAAGCAAUUCAACACUUUCUCCAAUGAUUCCUACAUUGGGAACUCUGGAUUGUGUGGAUUCCCAUUGACAAAGAAAUGCCACAAGAAGGAAGAACCAGGAGCAUCUCCAUCAAAAUUUCAUGAAGAAUAUGACUCUACAGCACUCUUUGAGUGGAAGUUUGCAUUGGCGGGCCAUGGUUGUGGACUAGUAUUGGGACUUAGUCUAGGAUACAUUAUGUUUACAACAGGAAAACCAUGGUGGGUGGUGAAGAAGGUGGAGAAAUAUCAACAGAAAUUUGUUGGAACAAGCAUCUGCAGGCAUAAGAAGAGAAAAACCCAAAAAUCCAACCAACACUCUUAGCUGAAGCUGCAGGCAGUUGGCUUUCUUUCUUCCUCCAAGAAGAUCUGACAAAAAUAAUGUGUGCAUAAGUUUAAUUAGUUGACACCAUAAGCUACAGGCAGUUGCUCUUUCUUUAUGUGAUUGUUAUUUCCUUUUUAUGUUAAUUAUUAUUAUUUCAUGUUCAAUGUUUGUUGAAAAUUCUAGCUAUAAAUUGGAUGUUUUUGA
Messenger RNA from Rubroshorea leprosula, 2872 nucleotides. NCBI's taxonomy places the organism in Eukaryota, Viridiplantae, Streptophyta, Magnoliopsida, Malvales, Dipterocarpaceae. The record is from the annotation of a GenBank genome assembly.